Molecule: messenger RNA, 783 nt
Organism: Fonsecaea erecta
Lineage: Eukaryota; Fungi; Ascomycota; Eurotiomycetes; Chaetothyriales; Herpotrichiellaceae
Exons: 3
Coding region: 1-783 (260 amino acids)
Source: RefSeq, a predicted model, not a curated record
AUGUCUUUUACCAUGUGGUAUACCAAGCCUGAUGGCCGAAAAAUCCCAAUCCGAAUGUCGAUCUGGGACGCCAUGAAAGGUGUUCCGGACCCGAAGCCGAGAAAACCAAAGCCGUGCUCUUGCUGUGGAAAAGCCCAUGCCAAGGAUAUGUGCAAGGAGGAUGGCAAAGGUGAAGAGAAGAAAGAUGACCAUGACAGGGACAAGAACAAGAGUGGCCACGAGAACACAAAGGGAAAGGACAAGAACGUCGACUCUGAUCUUACCGAGGACGAUCGUAUCAUACUGCGCAUGAAAGGCGAGAACCCGGAAGCCCAGUGGAAAGACAUCCUCGCACAGACCAAGCACUUCAACCAUGUGGGCGAGCUCAAGUCACGCUGGAAACACAUCAGCCACCGACUGGAAGCGGGAAACAGGAACCAUAUCGACGAGGACAAGAAGGACAAAGAUGUUGAGAGGAAAGAGAGAAUCAAGAGGUAUCGCGAAGAAGGCCUGAAGAGGAAAGCCGAAAGAGAAGCUGCUCAAGCCAGAAAGGAGGAAGAGGAGAAGAAGAAAGUGGAGGAGCAGACAGACGAUAGCACCAAAUCUGACGAGAAGCACAACAACAACAAGCCCACAACUCCAAACGGUAACGCACAGAAGCCCGGCUCAUCGCCCCACAGUCUCAAAGAGUGGGCUGACACCUACGACAAGAAGAAAUGGCAAAUCAUGGCGUCGAAACACUAUGACAAGACGGGGGAGCGCAUCACACCCGCCCAAGCUCGAAAGCUGGCGGAGGCACCAUGA